CAUCAACACCUACAAUAACGACAACCCACUUCGCCCCGUCAACACCCGCCACCGUCGCCCUUGCUCCGGAAAUUCCAACCAAACCAUCGGCGAUAUCGGGUACACGCCAUCAGCAUGCCCGCCACCACAGCAGAGACGCUGUCGCUUGUGACCCGCAACGUCUCGGUCGCGCCUCUUGUGCUUCUUUCGGCAGCAGACCACUAUGGCCGGCAAGCAAAGGGCACCAAGCGGAGAGUCGUCGGCGUGCUUCUAGGCCAGAACGACGGCAAGAAUGUACGCGUGUCCAACAGCUUUGCGGUACCGUUUGAGGAGGACGAAAAGGACCCGUCGGUAUGGUUUCUCGACCACAACUACGUCGAGUCGAUGAACGACAUGUUCAAGAAGAUCAACGCGCGCGAGAAGCUCAUCGGCUGGUAUCACACGGGGCCCAAGCUGCGGGCGUCGGACCUGGAGGUGAAUGAGCUGUUCAAGCGCUACACGCCAAACCCGCUGCUGGUCAUCAUCGACGUGCAGCCCAAGGAGGUGGGCGUACCCACAGAUGCCUACUUUGCAGUCGAGGAGAUUAAGGAUGACGGCACAACGACUUCCAAGACGUUUGUGCACACGCCCUCGAUAAUCGAAGCCGAGGAGGCGGAAGAAAUUGGUGUCGAGCACCUCCUGCGUGACAUUCGCGACGUCGCCGUCGGUACCCUCUCCACACGCAUAACGUCACAACUGCAGUCGCUGCAAGGGCUACAUUUGCGGUUACGAGACAUUGGACAGUACCUGCAGAAGGUGCUGGACGAGGACUUGCCCGUCAAUCACGCGAUUCUGGGCAAUCUGCAAGACGUGUUCAACCUGCUUCCCAACCUGUCGACGCCCAAGGCGGCGCCGGUGGGCGGGGCGACCAACGGCGUGGGCGCAGCAGCGGGCCAGGCGGGCGGCGUGGACAAUGGCGAGCUGGCGCGCGCCAUGAGCGUCAAGACCAACGACCAGCUCAUGGCGAUUUACCUGUCGAGUCUGAUCCGGGCUAUUACCGCGUUCCACGACCUGAUUGAGAACAAGAUCCAGAACAAGCAGCAGGCAGAGGACAAGGAGGCCAAGAAGGACGAGGCCAAGGAGAGCGACAAGGACAAGAAGGAUGACAAGGCGAGCGGCGAGGCCAAGGAGGGGGACAAGGCCAAGGAAAAGGCCAAGGAGGAGAAGAAGAGGGGAUGAGGGGGGGUAAGACACACUUUGGGGGGAAGGGGUUGAGGGGGUUGAGGAAGCACGGGGAAGCACCGGGCCAGAAGUAGCCGGCUUUUGCAGCGAAGAAGUGUACCAUAGCACUGGGCGCCUUGUGGUGGUAAUGGGCAUGAUUAUAUGAAUGACAUGACCGAUUGAGUGG
This is a messenger RNA of Exserohilum turcica Et28A, 1366 nucleotides long. RefSeq lists its product as uncharacterized. The transcript has 3 exons. Gene Ontology annotation, molecular function: protein binding; metallopeptidase activity. The record is from RefSeq and is a predicted model, not a curated record. Gene Ontology annotation, cellular component: proteasome regulatory particle; proteasome complex. NCBI's taxonomy places the organism in Eukaryota, Fungi, Ascomycota, Dothideomycetes, Pleosporales, Pleosporaceae. Bases 115 to 1197 code for a protein of 360 amino acids. Gene Ontology annotation, biological process: proteasome-mediated ubiquitin-dependent protein catabolic process.